AUGGGGAGUGGACAGUGGGACACCCAUGGAUACUCCAGUGCAACCAAAGCCCACCAAAUGAGCUACGGUUUCAUUCUUCUGAAUUCCUCUUCUCAAGAGCUUUUGUUGCUGUGCUGCUGCAGGAAGAGAAGAGGAUCAUCUUUAUGGAAAACAACCGAAAGAGAAAAAAAAGGACGCAGAAAUCAUAAAGUGGUUUUGAACAAGUUAAAAAAGCGCAUUUGUUGUAUGAGUGAAAGACUGUGUUAGUGUGAGAGAGGGGAGGGCAUCAAAACAGGCAGCCGUGCAGCGAAAAAGCUCGAAACUCAUUCAUAGUGCGGGACAGUGGGCUGAAACACAUUAUUGUAGUCUCAGAAUAGAUCGCGGUACUUGCUGAAGAGCAAAUGAAAUUGCUUUCAAUGAAUUCACAGAAACAGACACUCUCUCUGUGACUCUACCGAUUAGCUUUGGCCAUAGCUCAAAUAGUUCAGUGACACAGUGCGACAGCCUCCGGAAGAAGAAGCAGAAGAGCAGAAAAAGGGCAUAUGUACAUAUGGAA
This is a messenger RNA of Drosophila guanche, 535 nucleotides long. RefSeq lists its product as uncharacterized. NCBI's taxonomy places the organism in Eukaryota, Metazoa, Arthropoda, Insecta, Diptera, Drosophilidae. The record is from RefSeq and is a predicted model, not a curated record.